GUUCCUUACAUUGGUGAUCAGUGGGAAGAAUGUUCCUUACAUUGGUGGUAUCAGUGGGAAGAAAGUUCCUUACAUUGGUGGUCAGUGAGAAGAAUGUUCCUUACAUUAGUGGUCAGUCUGAAUAACCUGCCCUUAAAUUGGUGGUCAUUGGGAAGAAUGCUCCUCUUACAUUGGUGGUCAGUGGGAAGAAUCCUCCCUUACAUUGGUGGUCAGUGCAAAGAAUGCACCUUACAUUGGUAGUCAAUGGGAAGCAUGCCACCUAUACAUACAAGUAAAAAGAUCUCUGGUGUCAUGCAGUUGGUUCUGCCAAGUGGGGUUUGCCCGGGACCUAUGGAGACACCAUAAGAU
Molecule: messenger RNA, 348 nt
Organism: Staurois parvus
Lineage: Eukaryota; Metazoa; Chordata; Amphibia; Anura; Ranidae
Source: the annotation of a GenBank genome assembly